Messenger RNA from Exophiala oligosperma, 705 nucleotides. RefSeq lists its product as uncharacterized. The transcript has 2 exons. Bases 124 to 705 code for a protein of 193 amino acids. The record is from RefSeq and is a predicted model, not a curated record. NCBI's taxonomy places the organism in Eukaryota, Fungi, Ascomycota, Eurotiomycetes, Chaetothyriales, Herpotrichiellaceae.
UUGUCGGUUAUCCCAGUAUCGUCAGUACCCUCCCCGAGUUUCUAUAUCUUCUCGAUCUCUCUUCCUUUUCUUCUUUCCUCUCCUUUCUUUUAUCUGUCUGUCUUACCUCGUCUCGCUCACAACAUGCCUCCCACCGUGAUCCACAUCAGCGGCGUGGUACUCCUUCGAUACAUCACCUCGAAUCUUCACGUCCAGAACUGCGAUGUCCAAGCGCACUGGGUUGCCCGAGAGCAGGAGUCUUUUGACCCAAGUCAGUUCGACCUCCUGAGAAACCCCCUUCCGGAUGACCUCGGUUUCCGACUACCAGAGAUGGCACAGCUUCUGGCGGUCGAUCUUCCCACUGCCUACGGUCAAGGUUACACCUUGAUGUCCCAGAUUCACUAUUUUCUGCACCGCAACCACGCAAGAACCAUCAGUAUCUGGACUCCUACUCCCCAUAUCGCUCAGUCAUGGGCUGUCCUUCUCGGCACCUUCUUCUUGGACACGGAAGACAUCGCUCGACGAAUUCGAAUCACGUGGCGCACCGCUUCUGGCGAUCAGCAAAUUCCGGCACAGUAUGAUGUCCAAAUUCAACUUCAUCGAGAAGACUUUUCUGUCGUGCAACAAAGCGUGAUGACUCACGAUGCGUCGCCAAUCGUCAGAAGAGCUAUCAGAGGAGAUUCGGCCGUCUUAGCCAUUCGCUCUUCUCCCUUGGGAAGAGCAUGA